Nicrophorus vespilloides is the source of this 747-nucleotide messenger RNA. RefSeq lists its product as uncharacterized. The record is from RefSeq and is a predicted model, not a curated record. Gene Ontology annotation, biological process: septate junction assembly; regulation of tube size, open tracheal system. The transcript is spliced from 2 exons. Gene Ontology annotation, cellular component: septate junction; membrane. Bases 32 to 664 code for a protein of 210 amino acids. NCBI's taxonomy places the organism in Eukaryota, Metazoa, Arthropoda, Insecta, Coleoptera, Silphidae.
CAAAAAUGAAUCAUAACUGAAUAGUUGUAAUAUGGCGACGAUGGCCAUCAAAACACGCACAGGAAUUUGCGCUAUCGCCUGCACCACAGUUAGUUUCAUAUUAGUUUUAGUUGCAUUUUGCACAUCCUAUUGGCUGGAAAACGAUGGGAUACUCGAAAACCCAAAAUUCAUCAGAAUAGGUUUAUGGGAGGUGUGCCUGAACAAUUUCGAGGAUAUCAAUCAUCAUUAUGAUAAGAAAUUCACUGGCUGCUGGUGGGUGUUCGAAGAUGAAUAUUAUAUCAUCCAGGACUUUCUCUGGCCCGGAUUCUUCUUGGCCACCCAAUUCUUCUUCACACUGUGCAUAACGCUGCUGAUAGUUGCCGCCUUCUUAACGUGGUUGUAUUGUUUCUGCAGUAGAGAUCAUGACAAAUACAUCCUACUGUUGAUGUGCAUUGGUGCUGACCUGAUAAUAGCUGGACUGUGCGGCUUUGUGGCAAUACUGAUAUUCGGGAUCUAUGGGGACAGGAGGGAUUGGAUGCCAAAUUGGGAGCACAACCAAUUGGGAUUAUCUUUUGGCUUAGGCUCGACUGGCUCACUGCUUCUGCUGCCAUCUGGUACACUUUUUCUGGUCGAAGCAAGGAGAGCAAACUACAGGAGACUUCAGGCGUCCAGACCUUCACUCUAAUUACUCACUCAUUAAACAUUAACGUAGCUCUAAUGCAAUUUAACCGUCCAAAAAUAUGUUUUAUAGAAUCUCGUUUAUCUAUG